UAUAUUUUAUAUCCGGUUUGAACCAUGGUCAGUUUGGGAACGGACUCGCGUCAAACUGGGGGCUAUUUCUUCCAUGACCACAGCAGUGUACAGGAUAGUGACCGGGAGGAUCUCCUCUCCGAGUCCCCCACCCUCUCUGCCAGCAUUGAUCCACCAUACAGAAAAAUCUACACAACGUGGGCGGCAGGGCUGGAGAUUCUUAUCAUUAUUGUCGUAGAAGUAUGUGUGUUUGUGAUUCCUUUAAGAGGGGUAUGUACUGAGAAUGUGUGUACCGACCUUUCAGUAUUAUGCUAUAUACAUGGGGGGCUGUGGUUCGUGAUUCUACUGUUUGAUUUCUUCUAUCGAGUCCAACACAACAAAAAUAGGAAGCUGGGUUACCUGGAGUUUUACAGAAAAACUCGUCACAUUCGUCGAGCUCCAUUACUGGUCAACUCAGCAGCGAAUGCCAUCCUGGUGAUUGUUCUGUGUCUGUACGGUAAUCUAGAAAACAAUAAUAAGGACCAGAGACUGGGUCUUCAGAUUGGAAUAUCAGUAGAAAUGGCUGCCAUCUUAGUUGUCCUAGUGUGGUAUAUGGUGAUGUCUGUAAACUUUAACAAAAGCCAAAUAGGACCCGAUGUGGUUAGAGAGGACAUGAUGAACAGCUUCCUUCAAAACAGUGUCACCUCCGAGAUUGGAUUCAAAGAUGAUAGUUAUUCGGACCAGGUUUUGGAGAGGCAGGCAGACAUGAUUCGAUAUCUCAAGCAACACAACUCACAGCUGGCAAAACGCCUUCUGGCACUGACAGAAGAGAACAACACGCUGAAAGCCAAUAGCUGAGAUCAACACAAACAGCUGUCAACCAAUCAAAACAGAGCUCUUAUGUGGGAACAGUGCAAUGUGAUUUUCUUUAUGCUUGAGUCUGUGUCAGCCACCUGAUAUUUCCAAUCCAGUAUUAUCAACUGUAGACGUCAGUGUUGUGUGGUUAAAGUUAGCAGUCAGUGAUCAUAGGAGACAAACUUAUGGUUUCACAAGUGUUGCCAUCUCUACUGAAUUGUGCUUAUAACUUAAUUUAUAAUUCAAUGAUAUCAUUCCCCUUUCAUAUUACUGCUGUACAUGUGUCCUAAUUUUGUGUUUUUACUUUUGUCUGACUACUUAUACACUUACUUAAAAUAAGAUUUAUUAGUAUUAAAUCAUACACAAAAAUA
This is a messenger RNA of Saccostrea cuccullata (small rock oyster), 1184 nucleotides long. RefSeq names its product transmembrane protein 192-like. The record is from RefSeq and is a predicted model, not a curated record. Gene Ontology annotation, cellular component: lysosomal membrane; late endosome. The transcript is spliced from 6 exons. The coding region runs from base 25 to 816 and encodes 263 amino acids. NCBI's taxonomy places the organism in Eukaryota, Metazoa, Mollusca, Bivalvia, Ostreida, Ostreidae.